UCAACAUGGCUGACUUGCCAGUAGUAGUGGCUGGAGGGAGCUGCCUGCUAACCAGUUGCAGUUUCAAUCCCUCCACGGGAGCAGAGGGCGAGAGGGUCCUUCUUCCCCUGCAGACCAGCGGCGCAAAAAAUAAAUAAAAAAAAAUGGCGGGCUGUGAAGGCGACGUGUUGCGUUCAUGGUCCGGGUCAGCAUCGUCUGCGAGUAACGGGUUCACAUGUGUAGCUGUGCCCGCGUCCGAGGAGCAGAAACCGAGGAAGAGGAGGAGGGCUUUCUGCCUGACCAGGAUCAAGACCCGCAGCAGCUCCGGCGGUCAGACUGUGCAGGGUCAGCGUCAGCCCGCCGCGAACAACAACAACAACAUGCCGCUCAUGAUCCAAGAGAUCAAACACAUCUGCAGGAACUGCCGGGGAGCCGAGCCGCUGGACGCUGAGGAGGUGGAGAGGUUGGCAGCGAUGCGCUCUGAUUCGUUGGUUCCAGGCACACAUACGCCUCCCAUACGGCGGCGGAGCAAAUUCGCCACGCUGGGACGUCUCUUCAAACCCUGGAAGUGGAGGAAGAAGAAGAGCGAAAAGUUCAAACAAACGUCGGCUGUGCUGGAGAGGAAAAUGUCGACCCGUCAGAGCAGAGAGGAGCUCAUCAAGAAGGGGGUGCUGAAGGAGGUGUACGAGAAAGACGGCUCUUGCUCGGUCGUACGAGAAGAGGUGAAGAUGGAGAACGGCUCUCCGGUGCUCGGCUCUAGCUUGUCAGAGUGUGAGAAUUCAGAGCUGAUGGAGGGAGCGGCUGGAGGCUCUCUGGAGUUUCAGAUGUCCGGUGACGGUGCAUGUCAACAGGACCACGGCCAAAAAUCCAUCCAGGGUCCGCCCACAAAGAAGUCAACGGUUUACCCGUCUGAUGGCGCCGAGUCACCGCACAGACCUCCCACGCUACACAAACAACCUCCUGCGCUGCCACCCAAACCCUUCAACAGGCUACCUAAUCACAUGACAGACGGAGCCCCGGUGAAGCUGCCGUGUAUGUCAGUGAAGUUAUCUCCUCCUCUACCUCCAAAGAAGCUCCUUAUCUCCGUACCUGCCGGGAGCAUGGAGCCCUCUCCACUAGCCUUCCAGAAGUGCCCCGCCCCUCCCAGCCACACUUCAAUGGGCGGCCACUCCCUGCAUUACGGGACGCUUCCUGUCGCCCUCCACCCCCCCAGCCGGAUCAUAGAAGAGCUGAACAAGACCCUGGCCCUCACCAUGCAGAGGUUUGAGAGCUCCAUGAUGCAUACCGUUCCCGCGGUGAUGAUCGAGUGUGACGACAACAAAGAGAACCUCCCCAACCAGACGGACUACCAUGACCCGUCCGGCAGGUACACGCACGAGGAAGAGGACGAGGAGGAGGAGGAGGAGGAAGACGAAGAGGAAGAUGAUGAGGAGGAAGAGGAUGAGGACGAGGAAGAGGAUGAUGAUACAUUUUUUACAAGCUCACUGGCCAUGAAGGUUUUACGGAAGGACUCUCUGGCCAUCAAACUGAGUAACCGUCCUACCAAGAGGGAUCUGGAGGACAAAAACAUCCUGCCGAUGCAGUCGGACCAGGAGAGACUCGAGUUCCGACAGCAAACAGCCACCAAACUGACCAGGCGGUUGAGUCAGAGGCCGACAGCAGAGGAGCUGGAGCAGAGAAACAUACUCAAACCUCGGAACGAUCUGGAGGAGCAGGAGGAGAAGAGGGAGAUCAAGAGACAUUUAUCCAAAAAGCUCAGCCAGAGGCCGACCGUGGAGGAGUUGAGGGAGGCGAAGAUCCUGAUCCGCUUCAGCGACUACGUGGAGGUGGCCGAGGCUCAGGACUACGACAGGCGAGCAGACAAGCCGUGGACGCGACUAACAGCUGCUGAUAAGGCUGCCAUCAGGAAGGAGCUGAACGAGUUUAAAAGCACAGAGAUGGAGGUGCACGAGUCGAGUCGGCAUCUGACCAGGUUUCACCGGCCAUAAAAUGGUGCAGUCCGACCGCGGCCGCGCUUUCUCCUCCUACACCGAGUCUCAGAUCGCUACCUGCUGCCCUCGUGCUGACUGCUCGCCUCUCCGGUGUCGACUUCAACGCGACAAACUGGAGAAUGAACGCAACCUGUGUGCUGCCAUCUUCACAGGAAACCAGAACAAAGUCUUUUACAAGUGCAGAUGGAUUCAAACUCUCACCUGGUGUCUCCCUUCAGAGGAGAUUUUAAAGACUUCUUGAUAUUCAAAGGCUUUUCAGUUUUUUUAUGAAGAAGGCGAUUUGUUUACUUUGCAGCACUCACAUCAAACAGAAUCUGUGCCAAUGUCGAGGAUGUGAAGGUGAAGAUGGGACUUUUUCUUAUUUUUGAAUUUUGUACAAAUGGAUUGUUUAGUUGCCUUUAAUCAUGUUCUCACACUUUUUUUUUUACUGGACUCUUUUCUUUGAGAGGUUUGCUUGUGUUGUCACAGACGACAUUCUCUGUGGCUGUUUUCAAAACCUCCUACUACACUAGAAGUAUGUACUGAUUUGGCCAAAACUUCCUCCAGAGUCCACUUGAGGCUGACUUCACAUACACACAACAGGCAAAAAAUCUGUUUUUACAGCAUAAAUUAACAUCUUUACAGCCUGGUACAAAAAAUAAAAUAGGUCUGAUUAGUUUACUGUCAUCACUGGCACACACUGUACAGGGGGAGUAGUAUUCAGUAGGCAGUUUCGAAAACAGCCAAUGUUUUAACUCACCAGAAUAAUCUAAAUAUUCCAACAGAUGACUGCUGUUGUAGGCUGCUAAAUCUCAAACCAAAACGUCUACAAACUCAAAUUCAUUUCUGCCGGCCAGUUACAGAAAAAGUCAACAUCCCCCGUCACAAACACAUCAAUCAACAGCAAUAAUUUCAGAUUUCACUUCUUUUUUUUUUUCUCCACCUGCUUUGUGGCUGCAUUCCAGAGCUUGCAACACUUUCCCACUUUAGAUCUCCGUUUGGUAAACCAAAGCAACUUAACUUGCUGUGGACGUUUGGAUCCUGAAUGCAUCUCAGAGUUCAGUAACCCGCUGCGUCACUUUGCCUGCAGUAUCGUUUACAGGGAUUUAAAAAUCACAUAAUUCAGUCAUGUCGUUUGAUAACAGAAUAUUUUAUCUGAGGACAGAGUUCAAUGUUGCUGAACUCGGCGACAAACUUUUUUUCUAUCACAUUUUUAUUACAAAUGUUGUUGGUACAAAAAGCUGAGAACUCAGCCGUCGUACUUUUCAUGUUUUUAUUGUUUACAGGUUCAUGAAAUGGAGGUGACCAUUAUACUGGGAGAACUGGUUUAUCUGUUAUCUGUGUGUGUGUGUGUGUGUGUGAGAGAGAGUGAGAAUCGUGUGUGUACAAGAGUCUGUCACAUCACUGCCUCUUGUCGAUUGAAAUGUUUUGAGAGAUUCUCAGAAUUCUAAAAGUUGUACAUAAAGAAAGGAAGUGUGACUUUUCAGAUGUUUUUUUUU
Labrus bergylta (ballan wrasse) is the source of this 3448-nucleotide messenger RNA. It is a transcript of the gene phactr1, whose product is annotated as phosphatase and actin regulator 1. Gene Ontology annotation, biological process: stress fiber assembly; cell motility. NCBI's taxonomy places the organism in Eukaryota, Metazoa, Chordata, Actinopteri, Labriformes, Labridae. Gene Ontology annotation, molecular function: actin binding. The record is from RefSeq and is a predicted model, not a curated record.